GGAUGGGGGCUGCCCGCGGGAACCCUGUGUGAGAUGGCGGCUAACGCUCGGAGUGUUUAGGAGGUUUUUAGCUCCCUUACCGAAUCAAACCACCUGCCUUACUGGAUUCUGUUUGUGAGCCGUUAUGGAGGGCGGUAAGCCGAACCUGGCGCUGGUCUACCAGGCGGUCCAGGCUCUGUACCACGACCCGGACCCUGCUGGGAAGGAACGAGCCUCGCUUUGGCUCGGAGAGCUCCAGAGAUCGAUGUUUGCCUGGGAGAUCUCAGACCAGCUCCUGCAGCUCAAACAGGAUGUGGAGUCAUGUUAUUUUGCUGCUCAGACAAUGAAGAUGAAGAUCCAGACGUCUUUCUACGAGCUUCCAUCUGAGACCCAUAAUGCACUGCGAGACUCCCUGCUGACCCACAUCCAGAACCUCAAAGACCUGUCUCCCAUCAUUGUCACACAGCUGGCGCUGGCGAUUGCUGAUCUUGCUCUUCAAAUGGCGUCGUGGAAAGGAUGUGUUCACACGCUGAUAGAAAAAUACAACAAUGACAUCAGUUCGAUGCUGUUCCUUAUCGAGAUUCUGACUGUUCUACCAGAAGAAGUUCACAGCCGAUCUCUGAGGAUUGGAGCCAAUCGGAGAACAGAAAUCAUUGAAGACCUGGCGUUUUACUCCACCACCGUGGUCACACUGCUGACAUCCUGUGUGGAGAAAACUGGGACUGAUGAAAAGAUGCUCAUCAAGGUCUUUCGGUGUCUUGGCAGCUGGUUCAACCUGGGAGUCCUGGACAGUAACUUCAUGGCCAGUAAUCAGCUGCUGAUGGUCCUCUUCCAAAUCCUGCAGAGGGAUGAAACCUCGACCAAUUUACACGAAGCAGCAUCGGACUGCGUCUGCUCAGCCCUCUAUGCCAUAGAGAACGUGGACACCAACAUACCUUUGGCUCUGCAGCUCUUCCAGGGUGUUCUGACGCUGGAGACGGCUUAUCACAUGGCUGUGGCUCGAGAAGACCUGGACAAGGUGUUGAACUACUGCAGAAUCUUCACAGAGCUCUGCGAGACAUUUCUAGAAACCACAGUUAGGAGUCCGGGUCAGGGGAUGGGAGACUUGAGGACACUGGAGCUGCUGCUGAUCUGUGCAGGUCACCCGCAGUAUGAGGUUGUGGAGAUUUCUUUUAACUUCUGGUAUCGUCUGGGAGAACACCUGUAUAAAAUAAAUGAUGCCCACCUUCAUGGUAUCUUCAGACCGUACAUACAAAGACUGCUCCACUGUUUGGCCCGACACUGUCAGCUCGACCCGGACCAUGAAGGAAUCCCGGAGGAAACGGACGAUUUUGGGGAGUUCCGGAUGAGAGUGUCGGAUCUCGUUAAAGACGUUAUUUUUCUUGUUGGAUCCCUGGAGUGCUUCUCUCAGUUGUAUUCUACUUUAAAAGACGGGAACCCCCCCUGGGAGGUGACUGAGGCUGUUCUCUUUAUCAUGGCUUCGAUCGCUAAAAGUGUCGACCCAGAUAACAACCCGACUGUGGCAGAGGUUCUACAGCAGGUCGUGUUACUUCCUGAAAGUGUCCACAUGGCAGUUCGGUACACGAGCAUCGAGCUGGUUGGAGAAAUGAGCGACGUUGUGGACAGAAACCCGAGAUUUCUGGACCCAGUAUUGAACUACCUGAUGAAGGGUCUCAGAGAGAAACCUCUGGCAUCUGCGGCAGCAAAGGCCAUCCACAACAUCUGUUCAGUGUGCAGGGAUCACAUGGCUCAACACUUCCAGGGCCUACUAGACAUCGCUCGCUCCCUUGACUCUUUUGCUCUGUCCACGGAAGCUGCUGUUGGACUGCUGAAAGGUACGGCUCUGGUUUUGGCUCGUCUUCCUCUGGAGAAGAUUGCAGAGUGUCUCAGCGAUCUCUGUGCUGUUCAGGUGAUAGCUCUAAGAAAGCUUUUGUCAGAACAAUCUUCAAAUGGUAAAUCAGCUGAUCCAACCGUGUGGCUUGACAGACUGGCAGUUAUAUUCAGACACACAAAUCCCAUGGUAGAAAACGGACAGACACAUCCUUGUCAGAAAGUCAUCCAGGAGAUCUGGCCGGUGCUGUCAGAGACUCUAAACACUCACCAGGCUGAUAACCGGAUUGUGGAGCGGUGCUGUCGCUGUCUACGCUUUGCUGUGCGAUGUGUUGGAAAAGGCUCCGCCUCUCUAUUGCAACCUCUUGUCACUCAGAUGGUGAAUGUGUACCAGGUAUAUCCACACUCCUGCUUCUUGUACCUGGGAAGCAUCCUGGUAGAUGAAUAUGGAAUGGAGGAAGGCUGCAGGCAGGGACUGCUAGACAUGCUGCAGGCUCUGUGCAUGCCGACCUUCCAACUGUUGGAGCAACCAAACAGUCUGAGGAACCACCCUGACACUGUGGAUGACCUGUUCAGACUGGCCACAAGGUUUGUCCAAAGGAGUCCUGUCACUUUACUGAGCAGCAGUAUCAUUGUUCAUAUUAUUCAGUGCGCCAUUGCCGCCACCUCAUUGGACCACAGAGAUGCCAACUGUAGCGUAAUGAAGUUCAUACGUGACCUGAUCCACACUGGAAUCUCCAAUGAUCACGAGGAGGACUUUGAGGUGAGGAAGCGUCUAAUUGGUCAGGCCAUGGAGCAGCACGGCCAGCAGCUCAUCAGUCAACUGGUGCACUCAUGUUGUUUCUGUCUGCCGCCGUACACACUGCCGGACGUCGCAGAGGUUCUGUGGGAAGUCAUGCUGUUUGAUAGGCCUAUAUUCUGCCGCUGGUUGGAAAAUGCUUUGAAAGGUUUACCAAAGGAGACAUCAGGAGGAGCCAUGACUGUCACCCACAGACAGCUGACCGACUUCCAUAAACAAGUCACCAGUGCCGAGGAGUGCAAACAGGUGUGUUGGGCCAUCAGAGAAUUCACCAGACUGUUCCGAUAGCUGCCAUCUCACAUGACACCAGGUGAUUUUAAUUUGACCAACAUCCAGAGGUGACGGCAAAAAGCUGCGACUGCAGACGAGUACCUAACGUGAUGAAGAUGAGGAAGAUGGAGGGACUUUGAAUGUGAAACAAGACAAAUCUCUGAAACCUGAGACAGAGUCCUCCCCUAACUCCAGCCAUUCUCACCUGCAGCAGGUGGUGCUGGGUGGGCAGGGUCAGAACUGGAGACCUUCACAGGAUGAACGAUGCAGAUCGGUUCUGUUGGAUCUUUACCGACGAUAAAUCGGGACGUGCCUGCUCGACCGUUUUUAAGAGAUUUAUUUUUUGGGACUUUGGUUUGAUGUUUUUUGUGCCAAAAAAAGAGCCAAAAGAUUUCCCAUGAUGCUCUUGGCAGAGUAGCAGCGUGAGGAGGCGUAACGCUGGAGAGUUUGGCGUCACCUUUGACCUUUUAUCUUUGAUUUAAAUUUAUUUUCGGUUUAUCAUAAAGUGAACCGGAUAGAACUCUGGAUAAUGAG
Molecule: messenger RNA, 3412 nt
Organism: Nematolebias whitei (Rio pearlfish)
Lineage: Eukaryota; Metazoa; Chordata; Actinopteri; Cyprinodontiformes; Rivulidae
Gene: tnpo3
Product: transportin 3
Exons: 23
Coding region: 125-2896 (923 amino acids)
Biological process (GO): protein import into nucleus
Cellular component (GO): nuclear membrane; cytoplasm
Molecular function (GO): small GTPase binding
Source: RefSeq, a predicted model, not a curated record